AGUACGAGCACGCCGCCGGUCGGCACGGCGACAGCGGUUCAGUAAUCAGCCGGCCACCGAACGUCGUGGACGUGUUUUGUGUGUGUCAUCGUUCGCGUUCAUAUAAUAUCGUGUGUCCGCGUGUGUUGCGCGCGUGCGAUGAAGUCUUGUGAGACGUCGGCCACAGGAGUAGCCGUCAGCCAACUUGUCCGGUGACCGAUCGCGGCCGUUACGCGUUACGUUUCCGCGCCAUGCCGUUCGUACAACGUGCCGUCGGCCCGGUACACCUGAGCCGGGUGAAGCUGCACGACGAACACGGCGUGCCCACUAUCCGGGACCGCGAGCUGGACGCCGUCACCAAUUGCGCACUGAGCAAUGCACUUCGGCAGAUGGCCUCGGUGGCCGCACUCGCCGACGAGGUGUUCCGCGAGCUUCGAGACCAACUCACCGACGUGGCCACCAGAUCGGCGAGCCUCAAGCGUCGCGUCCAAGCCCUCGGCCAAUUGGUCGACAACGCCGAUCCCAAAGCCGUCACAGUCCCUGAAAGUGACCUGACAGCGUUCAGUCUGAAAACAGAACAUUUUAAGAGUAAGCAAGUAGAGAACAAGAAUUUAUUGUUGGCGGAAAAUAGACCUAUUUGGGUUAAAAGGCUCUACGAUCAAGCCGGAGUACCGAGUAAAGUAUAUGCCAAUAAACCUCACAUCCAUAGAUUAUCAAGAAGGAAACGGUCACUGGACGACAUUCUUUUACCUGACGACAUAGAACUUAGAAAGCCUGCGGCAAUCACCAAUCUUCGACCAUGGACAUCAGAAGAAGUUCUUGGAGAUAUAACUGUGGCCCCAGAUUGUUCAUCAAGGAUACCUAGAGAUCCAAGUCCGGUUUCAGAAGAUCAAAUUGAUCACAAGCUGCCUUCGCCCGAAGAACAGCAACAUGUCAUCGCACUAAAAUUCCCGCCGCAAAUAGUCGAAGUUGACGUAUCCGGCAGGAGUUUUAAUCGUAUGAGCGCGCUUAGGAGAUCUCUGCAGAACGUUGAAUACGAAACGUCUGUUAGACGACGAAAGAGCAAAAGACCUAGAGGCAAGAGGAGGAAUACGAUUGCUGGAACUGAUCAAAAAGAAUUAGAAGCCGUUAUUGGUUCUUUAUCUGAUAGUAAUAAAGACUCUGAUGACAUCGUGUCCAGCAGCACGACUGUUGUGGUGACCGAGAAAAAAUCAAACCUUGAUAUUUUGAAAGAUUGGGGAAGAAUGAGAUUGAAACAACUUAAAAAUAUAGAAACGACAUCUUCGGCAUCAGUCAAGCUUAGAGAUAAAGGAAGAGUUGGAUUGGCUAGAAGAAAAUGGGAUAAGGAUGAACCAGUGCAUUCUUCAUCUGGAAAUUGGUCAGCAAGUUCAGAGAGUGGACAGUCUACUUCGACUAGUCACAUACCAAGGUCUAGCGUUAGCAGUUGCAGCGGAAGCACGAAACCGACGUACCACGGUGGAAGUUCGGUGACCAGUGACGAAGGCGAAACCGGUUCCACGUAUUCGUGCGACACCGAGGGCUACUACACGUCGUUCCACGUGGACAGCGGUCUGAAGACGCUCAGGGAGGAGGACCCGCCGCAGCCGAUGUCCGCGUUGCACUCCACGUCCGCGCUCACGCCCAGUUUCCAGUCGUCGUCGGCCGAGAGCGAGUACGACGUUUUCGGACGGGGCAGCACGUCGACCACGGCGAGUUCGGCCGGUACCGUGUGCACGUCGCUGAUGGUAUCGCCGCCCAACGUGCCGGAAAGGGGUGGCAGCAAGCUGUCGGAACGGUCGGCGGAAGUCUCUUACGGCGGCUCGCUGCCCGACCGGAACAACGCGCACGGCCCGAGAGACCCGAUGGCGUUGUACGACAAGUCGAAAACGGCCCCGUCCCGGCUGACCAAAGAGAACGUGACCAGGUACAAGGAGGAGGGGUUGAUGAUCGACGUCAAGCCCAGGCCGUGCCUGGAACACUGCGGCGGCGACUCGCCGGACAGCGGGCACAACACGUGCAGUUCGCCCGUGGACUCGGUGACCAACCCGUCCGUCGACCUGGAGAUGUCCGAGUGUUCCGACCUGGAAGGCGUCGACCGGGUGGAGAGGCUCCGGGUCAAGACCACCAUCAACACCAGCCGCAUACCGUCGAUGUGCGUCAUCACGCCGCCGAUCAGCGACGACGAGGUGAGCCUGAAGACGACGGCCGUGAGAGCGAUCAUGUCGGACGCCGACGAUUACGGCGAGUACGUGACGCUGGCGCACUACGCGAUACCCGAACCGGUGACACCCGCCGUCGAGCAUCCGGAACAGGCGCUGUGCAAGGGAUUCGUGCACUUGGACGAGUUGCCCGCCGUCGGUACGUCUGAACGGCAGAGACCCGCGGGCGCCCGAGUCACGCUGAACGCCGAGGGCCGAGUCAUAUACACGUCGGACAGCUUGAAGCGCCGGAAGAAGACGCACACGGUCAACACGUUCGAACCAGGUCCGUGCGUGAACGCCAACGUCCGGUUGCUGCCCGUCAACGACCAUAGCAACAACGUUUUGUCACAAGUUAUACCCCGUUCUCCGUUGAACGUCCGACCGGUGACCAAACAGCCGAACGGCGUCGGCGUGCUCAGCUCCGCACUGCACAUCGUCGCUCCCAAGAAAAUCCAAGCCGAACGCAAUGCCACACCUGCGGCCGUCCAACUGAAACCGCUUGUGCCCAUACCGCUGCCGUGUUCGCCGGGCCAGAGGCGCUCGUGCAAGACGACCGCGGGCCUACCGCUGACGGUGGCCGCGGCGCUCGGCCGACAUCGGUCGCCGCCGUCCCGGGUGGUCGUGUUGCCGGACAACGGCCGGUGUCCCGGAGACACCGGGGGCAAGCCCGUGUCGCCACUGAUAUCGCCGACCCGACGGAGUCUGUCGCCCAAGGAAGUGGUGCGGGGCGCUUACGUCCGGAUGCAAGACCCCACCGAGUGCCUGGAAACGAGCCUGGACGAGAUCAAGUCCGUGGUGAAACGCAGCGACAGCUACAGGCAGGCCAACGCCACCAGUCCUCGGCUGCUCGCCAAGUCCCCAAACAUGCUGAUGGCGUUGCAAAAGGCCCGCAGCGAGACCACUCAAGAUACGAGCCGUGGUACACCACCCGCCUCGACGUCGGUCAAUGGCGACAACAGUGGCCGCGACCGGAGCGCCGGUCACGAACGGAACGUGUCGGCGUCCACGCCGGUGAAGAACGACCGGAGCGCCGGCCGCAUCGACAUGAGCAGCAACAACAUAUCGCCGAUACGAGACUGCCGCGCGAGCCCGGCUGGACGACCGCUGACGCGCGAACCUCAGCAACACCGGACACCCACGCCACUGCAGUCUCCGCCCGGCGACGUACACCGGACACCGGCGGUGCAACAACCGUACGUGCGUCCGGCGUCCGGGCGGUCGGCCAUGGACCUGUACGCGGCCAUUCACGAGUCGAAAAAACGGUUGCUCGGCCAACAGCCGGCACCUGUGGCCGUCACGCCUGCCGUACCAACGACACAGCACCGGACGCAACCGCCGGCCACCGCGGCGGUGCGACGACCGCCGGAACGUCAGUCGGACCGGUACCGGCCGCGCGGCGACGACCGGUCGGCCGCACGGUACGACUUCAAGCGGCUCCUGUUGCAGACCAACAUGGCGGGCGGCAGGCGCGCGCAGCAAUCCGCCGUGGUCCGGCUCCAGCAACCGCCGCCGCCGGCAAGGGCCGCCCCGAGUCCGGUGCCGCAGUCGCAUUCGACCGCGCCCGGCCACUUCAGGCGAACGCCGUCCAGUUCGUCGUUCCGCAAGUCCAACGUGCUCGCUUCGACCAUACAGGAAGACUGCCGUGAAGACGAGGACUGUCACGGGCCCUCGGUCGUUCCCAGGUCCGCGGCGCUCGUCAGCCGCACGCUCAAAGGCCUGCAAGCCGCCGCCGCCGCGCCCACGUGUUCCGCUCUGGAAACGUCCCUUUGACCGGUCUCUGGCGACAUAGUUACUCUACAAAUCAGCUGCAGUCAGCUGAUGCCUAUACUACGCGCAUUUUGCAGUUGACGUUAACCUUUUGCGGUCUGAUAUACAGAAAGUCGCCUUUGAGACGCGUACCACCUGUACCGCUAAUAUACGUGUGUUAAACCUAUAUACCGUCAAUGGCCGGGACCAAUAUUUUUAGAUCAUUUUUUGUUUACCGAUGUUCACUGUAUACUUACCUACGUCGAUAUAAUACGUAAGAGUAAACAUAAAUUAAAUAAAACAUAUUAUAAUAUAGUGUUAUUUAAUUUUCCUAUGAUAUAUAAAGAAUCGUUUCAAAUUGUAUUUUAUUUAGACACUGUAUAUUAUAUUGUAUAAGUACACACAUAUUAUAUAAGUACCUAGUUUAUAAUAUUGCAUAUAAAUGUACCUCCUAUUGUAAUCGUAAGCGUCUUCUAGUCUUUACAAAUCUACGAGCUCGAGAAUGACACAAAACAGCGGCGAUUUGAUAAAUUUAAUUUUUAUUAUUAAUGUUGGUAAUAUUAUUUAUUUAUUUCGUUUUUUUUUUUUUUUUAUUUAAACAAAAAUAUUAUUUACAAACAUCAUAGAGAGAACUAUAUCCACCAUUUCAUUAUUUUACAAUGUAAUAAAAUUAUUUUAAAUUUUUAAGAUUAACAUACGUCAGACAUGUAUUCCACUGUCUACGCAAAAUAGCCUUCAAAUACAAACGACGUGUAAUUAUUUACAUACAUUAUACAAUUUAUUUCCUAAAUAUAAACUAUUAUAAUCGACUCAGAUAUUUAGUAAAUUCAUCCAUGGAAAAAAUGUAAUUUUAAAUAUAUAUAAUGUACUUAAACUUUUUUUUUCAUUUUAUAAAGCGACCUAGUGUUAAUUCGUGAUUAAAUGUAGGUACAAGGUUGCUCACGAGGUUAUUUAUAUAUAUUAUACCAUUAUAAUAUUUAUGGAACAUAAUAUACCUAAGAAAUGUGGAUACAUUGUACCUAUGCAGUUUAAUGAUUUUAUAUUAUUAUUUAUUCAGAGAAUAAUUCAAACAAAAUGAAACAAAAAUAUUUUAAUUACUUACAAGAGCCUUUUGAAGAUCUAAAAUGUUACUAUUUGUUAUUUGUUUGCAAAUAUAUGAUAAUUUUAAUGAA
Messenger RNA from Rhopalosiphum padi (bird cherry-oat aphid), 5098 nucleotides. RefSeq lists its product as uncharacterized. The transcript has 8 exons. The record is from RefSeq and is a predicted model, not a curated record. Gene Ontology annotation, molecular function: Arp2/3 complex binding; protein kinase A regulatory subunit binding. Bases 231 to 3950 code for a protein of 1239 amino acids. Gene Ontology annotation, biological process: positive regulation of Arp2/3 complex-mediated actin nucleation; actin cytoskeleton organization. Lineage: Eukaryota; Metazoa; Arthropoda; Insecta; Hemiptera; Aphididae. Gene Ontology annotation, cellular component: SCAR complex; cytoskeleton.